CAGCUGAUUUACGAUAAUAGGACGCAAGAGAGAGUGAUUUUUUGAUUUUUCUAUAAGAUCGUAAAGAACGCAAGAAUUGUCCGGAUCCAGGAGGUUAAAUAUUUUACAUUACGUCAUUUUCAGUCAUCAACAAGAAUUUUUCGUUCUCUCUAGAGUCUGGACUGUUUUUCUCGGUGUUCGUACACGUGUACGGCUAUUUAAGAGGAAUGAAUAACAAAUGAAUUAUUUCGGAUUCACGACAUAUAGAUACGAAGAUAAACUAAACUAUUUAUUGUACACUUUCGAAUAAGUUUUAUUGCGUCAUUUUUACAAAUCAGAAUAAUAUUUUCCUUAAUUAAGUAAUCGCAUGUUCGAUAGAAUAUUCAAAUUUGUUAAUUUAAAUAUAACUCUAUCAACAAAUGUUUUCUUUUAUCCAAUAAAACUAGACGGUGUUGUUUAUUUUGAGUUUAAUAAAAUAUAGAUCAUUUAACUAGCGAUUAGAAAUACAAUUCAUUACCAAUGAAUUUUCAACAGUAGCAAAAGGUCGUCAAACACUUGAUCGUGAUAUAUCAGGUACAUAUUGUUCUAAUCAUAACAAUUAAACAAUUAUUUUUCUUCUAGCAUUUCUAUUAGGAUAACUUGGAUUUGAUCAAAAUGAUACUCAAGUAUCUGAUUUAUUGGACGACGCUAAUAUUAUGUGCAAAUAGUUCAUUUCUUCUUCCGCAAACCAAUUAAACCAUUCAUAUCAUUUUAGUGUAUGGUCAUGUCGAUCUGCAUAGUAUUUUAUCUAUCGUUGAUGAAUUAUCGAACAAAAGAAAUGAACCUAUUUCAGUUGUCGAUGAUGAACCAAUAAAUAUCAAUAAAUGUUUUUUGUUUUUUUUUCUCCUUAAUCUGACUGAUUCGAAUCAAUUUGAGACCUGUAGAUGACAUCAUAGAUAUAUCAUUCUUGACUAUGUUCAUUUUCGUCUGUUUUUCUUUUUCUUUUGAGAUAACCUUUAUUAUAUCGAAAAAACAGGCAUAAAAUGAAUAAUUCAUUUUCAUACCUAUAUAUACAUAUAUAAAACACAUAAAUUUUGUUCGUGUCUAUUUUUGAUAAAAAAGAUAGUGAGAAAAAUGGCAGAAAAAGUAAGACCAAAUUAGAUGUGAAUAUAGAUCUUAUUCCAUAUCUAAUAUAUGUUUUAUCGAUUUUAGAAUGAAGUUCAACUGCUCAAGAAUCUCAAAAAGCUUUUAAAACGGGUCAGACAAUUAAAUGCUGAAAAGAUUAUUGUUACUGAAGAGAUGUUCAAGCAACUUCAACAAGAAUAUAAUGUACCCGAUCAUCUAUUGAAAAAAAACAUUUGAUGUUUUUUUUAUAUUUUUCAAAAAAAAUCCGAUAAAAAUGAGAAACAAGAAACAUGUGUAAAAAUAAAAUGAAACAAUAAAAGAUCUUUGGACAUGAACAAUUUCAAUUAUUUCGAAUGUUGUUUGAUUCAUUUUUCGAAAAUAUUUCAUUUACAAAUCAUUGAACCAGAAAAAGUUUUUAUGUUAAAUGAAUUUAUGUUGGAACAAAACUAAAGGGGCAUGAAUAUUUUUGAUCAUCAAAAAAAGUUGAAAUUGAUCACCAUUUUUUUUUGUUGCGAAAUGAUCACCAAAAUAAGAAACAUUUGAUCACCGAGUUUAUUAUGAAGAAGUAAAUAGAAGAGGAAUUACAAUUAUAUAUUAUAAUGAACAUAUUUAAGACAACUUUAAUACAAAAAAUGUUUAUUCAGUUAAUUAUGGUAAUAUGCCGUACGAAUUUUUUUGGACGACCUGGUGUUUUUCGUUUUCCUAGUGGAAUAAUACGAGAUUCGUCUUUAAUUUUGUAAAUAUUGAACAUAAUAGCCAAUCCAAUUGAAUGUUUACACCGAUAUUGUUUAAGUCCACCUGGACAUGUACAAGAACCAAGUGGUGAUAUCAUCCAGCACGAUGAUUUCCAUGCAGCAUAA
Rotaria sp. Silwood2 is the source of this 1943-nucleotide messenger RNA. The record is from the annotation of a GenBank genome assembly. Lineage: Eukaryota; Metazoa; Rotifera; Eurotatoria; Philodinida; Philodinidae.